UGCUGCAGGGGAGCAGGCUGUUCUAGUCGGGGAGACGUGUUCUCUCUCUCUGAAGGGACAAAGUCAAACAGACGGGGUGUAAGCUGGAAAUUGGAUUAAUGGCAGGCGAUGCAAUCGCCUAAGAGUAAUCAUGAAUUUCACGACGACGAGGUGAAUGGUUUACAACUGAGCAGACAUGCACUAGUUUACAACGUUGAGACGAAGUUAGCACUUUCGUGUUUCAAUUUUUUUUUCCACAUUUCGUUGACUGAUACUGAAAAGCGAUGCAGUAUGUCAUGUGACUUUCAGAAGGUAAAAAUUGUUUUCCAUUUCGCGAAAGAGAAACUUUAAGAAAUUGAUUAGGUGAUCUGCCAUGCUGAACAGACAUACGUUAUUGAGGUAAUAGAUUCGAGCAAAGAAAGUGUCCCUGACACUUUUUAGCUGGAUGCUGAACUGACCGCCUUGCGUCCUGCUACGGG
Amoebophrya sp. A25 is the source of this 458-nucleotide messenger RNA. The record is from the annotation of a GenBank genome assembly. NCBI's taxonomy places the organism in Eukaryota, Dinophyceae, Syndiniales, Amoebophryaceae.